CAGGCGACGGUUGACGUAUCCUUCCCAUUAAUUUAACAGGCUCACCGGAAAGUUUGACGGUAUCACUGUUUUUAAUCUGCCUCAUUCGGGAACGACGAUGUUUUCUACCAGCCCAUCAAUCUCCGUUCAUUUGCUUCGAUAUUCCUUCGCUACUUAGCUCAUCUUAAUUCGUGGAAUUCAUUCAUGCUUUAAUUAUAACGAGUUAUAUACUGCUCCACCUCUAGCUAAAUUUUAAAUGAUUCUACGUAGUUAUGCCGCGCUUUUUUAGUUGAGUAAAGGUUAAGCUACGCGUCGCAAAGCCACAUACAUUGCUAUGUUCAGUAACAACCGUAUAUGGUGUUAUGGCGCCGUGGACGUGAAGGAUGACGAUGGAUUCUUCCGCCACGGCAUGAUAACUGACAUGGACAUGCCGAGAGGCUUUAUCAUUGAUUUCGGAUAUCCCGACCACCAUGCUGAACUAAUCCCUUUUCACCGAUGUUUCGGGAAGAUUUCUCACAAUCGUUUCGCCGCGAGGAACACGGUGCAAAUUUUGUGGCGUGGUUCAGUCAACGAGGCCUACCGCUGGUACCCCGCCAUAGUGAUCGCGGGAUCGUCUUACACCGUCCCUUUUGUCGUGACCCAACGGCACGGCGAAAUCGUGAAGGAAGUGGUGCGCCGCUCUUGGAUGAUGCAAUUAGAAGAGCGACCACCGAUAAAACUGCAGAAAUUUAAUCGGCACAGUUCAUCUGCCGGUUGGAUUGCUACAGUCCUUGGGCAGGCGCGCAGUCGUGAGGAUUUGCAGUUUUGGAAUCGGCAGCAGGGGAUUAGGGACACAACUAUACUCGUGAAGUUGGAGAGAGGGAAACUGAUCUAUAUUAGCUGCUUUCCCGAGGCAUACAGCUUUUGGGAUCCGCUCGAAAUCUUUCAAUCGAUGAUGGCCAAACGGAAAACGGUCAAGGAACUGAAGAAGGCUUCCAAAUCCACGACGCCUUACAACUAUCAAGCCUGUAUAAAUGCUUGUCUGCCAGCGGAAACCUUUCGUCAAAUAUUCUUCUUUCUGGAAUUUCCGGACCAACUGAAUUGCCGCAGAGUCUGCAGUUCGUGGCACCAUAUAUUAACUAGCGCUCCAACAUGUUUGCAGUUGGACUUCAAUCUGCAGAAAAAUAUGUACUGGGCGGAAGGGCUCGCCUUGACCUUCGACAGGAAUAUCAGCCAAUCGACCAGAAACAUUAUAUUAUCGAGUAAUAGCGAGCGCACUUACCACUCUGCCAAUCCCACCGGUAUUCUUAUUGUCUUACUGAAAGCAAAAAACAUUAAAGUGCAGACAAUAACUGUUUCUAACCUUCACAUCUGGGCACCGGAUAUCUUCAGUUGGUCCAGCUCGUCGACGCUGCAAAUUUGAUCAGUUUGGCAGGACAUCUGUGACAAACUGAUCCUGAAGAAUGUGUCUAUGAAAGGACUGAUGUACGUGGACGGCGAGGCGUGCGAUUGUAUCCGGCGAGCUUGCGGUGAAUAUUAUCAGGACAGGUUUUGUUCACCAGGCUGGCCUGACUUGGAUGUGACGAUUAAAGUGGACAGACGCGUAAUUAUUACCAAUGAAAUUGGACCAAUGCUGACGCCGAGACAGUGGCUGGAAGAAAGCUGCCAGCCGAUGAGCGUGGAGAAUCUCCGAAUGCUGCGAAGUCGAGUGGACACUUAUUAUGUACCGAUAAAGGUCAUGUUACAGUUAUUCAGGCAGUGGCAAGAAGGGGAUGUACGUCUGACUGGCGACCUGAGCGAUCCGCUGGCAACAUUACCCAUCCAUACCUUAAGAAAGAUAACCAUGUUCGCACUGCGAUGGUAUCUGGAAAGGGGAAGUUCCAGAAAAUGCCGUAUACAUCUGCAGUGAAGGAAGACACAGAAGACUGACAGGACCUUUACAGGAGUGGCCUCUAAAAUCAUGUGUGUUUUUGGUCUUUGGUUUCCUGCGGCCAUCAAAGCUUUAUGGCCGAUCGUCCAAACAUCCAUGUCGUCAUUACCCCGCAACGGCAACGUUGCCACGGUCUACUUCGGAAGAAUACGGAAUUUUUGCUCUGUAACUUCUGUUAGCAAAUUUUGUAAAGAAUUACUGUACUGACACCCUGCACUCGGAGAAAGUUUUAGCUGUGCAGCCUCGCGUACGUUGUACGACUGCGUUCACUGCUCACAUACACGGCUUGCAACUGCAUGCAGACUGCUGGCUAUUGGCUGAACGCAUUCGGCUUUACUUUCAACUGCAUACAGCACCGUACUGCUCAUACUGUACAAAAAAUCUCCGAGUGCAGGGUGCCAGUACAGUACUAAAUUUUGGUCAAUA
Messenger RNA from Paramacrobiotus metropolitanus, 2314 nucleotides. RefSeq lists its product as uncharacterized. Gene Ontology annotation, molecular function: protein binding. The transcript has 4 exons. Bases 314 to 1381 code for a protein of 355 amino acids. NCBI's taxonomy places the organism in Eukaryota, Metazoa, Tardigrada, Eutardigrada, Parachela, Macrobiotidae. The record is from RefSeq and is a predicted model, not a curated record.